GCUUCACGUUUCGCCGUCUCUUCUUCACGCGCAGCGCGAGCACAGUGGAGGAGGAGGGAAACAGAAAAUGGCGGACGGUGUCGACCACAUCGAUAUUUACGCCGAUGUAGAAGAGGAAUUUAAUCAGGAAUCAGAUUAUCCUGUUCAUGAGCAGAUUGACCUGUAUGAUGAUGUCAUCUCACCAUCUGCCAACAACGGAGACGCACCUGAGGACCGAGAUUACCUGGACAACCUGCCUGCCCCGGGAGGAUCCGAGGGGAACAAAGGCGCUCCGCCAAACGUCGUCUACACCUACACUGGCAAACGAAUCGCUCUGUACAUUGGCAACCUCACAUGGUGGACCACUGAUGAAGAUUUGACCGAUGCUAUUCGCUCAAUAGGCAUCAAUGAUGUGCUGGAGAUCAAGUUUUUUGAGAAUCGAGCAAACGGCCAGUCAAAAGGGUUUGCUCUGGUCUGCGUGGGGUCAGACUCCUCAUCCAGGAAGCUGAUGGACCUGCUGUCCAAACGUGAGCUGCAUGGACAAAACCCGAUCGUCACUCCUUGCAACAAACAGUCUCUCAGCCAGUUUGAGAUGCAGUCGCGAAAAAGCACACAGUCCGGGCAGAUGUCCGGAGAGGGGAAGGCAGGGCCUCCGGGCUCAGGAUCUCGUAGCGGCUUCCCACUUGGCAAGAAUCGAGGACGCUUUCCCACCCCACCUGGCCCGGGAGGAGACCGCUUUCCUGGACCAGUUGGACCUGGUGGACCUCCGCCACAUUUUCCAGGAAUGCAAGGGCCACCCCGUCCUCCCUCUGGCCCACCUGGGCCUCCAGGACCCCCUGGGCCCCCUCCACCUGGACAAGGUUUGCUGCCGCCCCUCGGAGGUCCUCCAAACAGAGGAGACCGUCCUCCUCCACCCGUCAUGUUUCCUGGUCAGUUUGGUCAGCCUCCUAUGGGUCCGAUGCCUCCUGGCCCACCCCCACCUGGAUACGGGCCUCCCCGGCCCCCUCCACCUCAGCAGGGUCCGCCCCCUCCGGGACCCUUCCCACCCCGUCCACCUGGGCCCUUAGGACCCCCACUUGGCCUUGCUCCUCCACCUCACAUGCAGGGACCCCCCCCUGGAGGUCCACCUCCGGCUCCUCACGUCAACCCGGCCUUCUUUCCACCACCUGGAAACAACAACAUGCCAUCGUCCGACAGCAGGGGCCCCCCGCCGGGUGAAAUGUAUGGCCGCCCACCUCCAUACGACAGAGACUAUGGCCCUGGCGGCAGGGACAUGGAUUCAUCUCGUGCUCCUCUGAGUGAAGCAGAGUUUGAGGAGAUCAUGAAUCGCAACAGAGCUAUCUCCAGCAGCGCUAUCUCGAGGGCAGUAUCGGACGCGAGUGCAGCGGAUUACGGCAGUGCUAUAGAGACUCUGGUGACGGCCAUCUCCCUGAUCAAGCAGUCGAAGGUUUCUGCUGACGACCGCUGCAAAGUCCUCAUCAGCUCCCUGCAGGACUGCUUGCAUGGAAUCGAGUCCAAAUCCUAUGGUUCUGCAUCGAGCAGACGGGAACGUUCCAGGGAGAGGGACCACAGUCGUUCUCGUGAGAAGCAUCGACGCAAGUCUCGCAGCCGAGACCGACACGAGGACUAUUACAGAGAGCGCAGCCGUGAGAGAGACCGUCAUCGUGAGAGAGACCGCGACCGUGACCGCGAGAGAGACAGAGAACGUGAGCGGGAGUAUCGCCGUUAGUUGGAAAGGAAGGUGUGUAUCCUGUUUGUUUCUGUCGUUUGUUUGUUUUUCUCCCCUCUUCCUUCAGGAUUCAGAUGUGCUUACAUCUUAUCCUGCAGAGGUCGGGAUCACAGGUACGUGAUCAGAAAAGGUGAGCCCCUUAACCUAUAAUGUAAUGACAAGUACUGUCAUUUUUUUAUUUUUAUUUUUCCCUACAGCUAAUCUAUUUUUUUCCCCUUUUAUUUACGAAUGUAGCGUGAACUGAGUACGCUGAUUCUUAAAACCUUUGUGCCUGGUCUUGAAGCCGUUUAAUGUGCAAUAUCAGCACCAGCAACCAUAAACUGUCCCACUGUUGUAUUGAUAACCUGUCUGUCUUUUGAAAGAUUAUGUAUUUCAACAUUUUUAUAAAAAAAAAAAUCAAAAUGCAUUUGCAUUUUAAAAUGCAAGCUACAGCACUUAUUUGUCCAUUUAACUGGAAUUUGCUGCUACUUUUGAGACUCUGCAAAUGUCAAACAACACUUUCCUCCUCAUUUUGACUAAUUGUUUGACAAAAAACCUAAUUCAGGAUGAGUGAAAUAUAAAUUCAACGUGUGACCAUAAAUGUAUAGAAGUUUGAUUUGAGAGAAAAUGAAUGUAUUGAAAUGAGCAAAAUUGUUUCUCAGGCUGUGCGUUCUUGCAGGCAGAUUUGAUGUUGAUAAUUAUUGUUCUAGUGUUUAGUUCCUCUCUGAUUUGUUGUGAAAAGCAAAUGAAUGGAGUGGAGUUGAUCUGCUUUGGCAUUUAUAAACAUGAAGCUAGUCGUCUUAUCAGGUUGAGUUGUCAUGGUGUAGGCAAAUUAAAAUUUUCAUGUGUAUGGUUUAGUCCUGAACACAUCUGUACAGUAACUUAAGAAAACGCUUUCUGAAUGUCCAGAACAAGCUAAAUGUAUUUGUACUGUAAAGGGUCAUCGUCUGCAUCCUAGUAUGUCGCAUUUGUAGGUUUUAAUAGCUAGUCAAACUUCUCCAUCGUUUUCUUAUCUGAAUUUGACAUUUUCCUGGUUUACAUACCGUUAUUCAUUUAUUUUCCAUAUUUAAUGUUACGACCUCUUAGAUGCUGCACAUGUAGCAGUUCUUCACUAUUUUUUUGUUUAUGGCGUUAAAUGUUAAAAUAAAGGUAGAUCUACAAUGUCAGUUAAACCAGUUUUGCUUUUCAUUUUAUCAUUUACUUUAAUGCUAAACAAAUGGAGAAGAACUGCUAUAUUGCUUUUCCAGAGACAUGUGAACAUUUUUAGCUUUUUUAACACUGUUUUUUUACACUCAUGUUUGUGAUUUUUAAAAUGCAGCAUAUUUAAUAAAUAUUUUCACAAUCAGUAUUUAAAUUAAUGCAGCACAUGUCCUCAGUUCAAACCCUGUUGGUCUGAUUUUUAGACUCGUUUUACUGUUACCUCAUGGCUCUGCUGUGUGAUGGUGUUCCUACAGGCUAAAUUUGUAUUUAAAUGUAAAUUUGUGCAUAAUUUGUAUGUAAAUGCUGAGGACACUGUAAUAUCGUGUGUGAUGCAUUGUGAGUGACCCCACAUAUUCUAGAUUUAGAUGAAAACCGUAACUCCGGUUUAGCAGAUAGAUUGUAAAUGCCCAACUUUGUUAGUUUUGUUGAAUGUAAUUCUGGUAGCCUCCAAAUUGUUGUUCUGGCCUCUUAUCAAAAAACUGCCAUUUAUUCAGGUGUUUUGUUUUAUUUUUGUUUUUCUGUGUUCUCAAUUGUACAACCUAUAAUUGCAGUAACACCAUUCAGGGAAAGUCAGCAAUGCACAAUUUGCAAUUUUGUUCCGCUGUUAUUAACUCAGAAAUUGUUGCACUUUUAAAGUAUGCAUCUGGUUAGAAAUUUUGAAUAGCUCUUAACCACUGCAAACCAUUGCGUUAGAGCCCUGUUUUGUGGGAUUUAUUGGGAUUUUUGGAUGUAGUGUCUCUGUCUUGAAUGCAUCUGCAGAAAUGACUGUGUUUCCAGGUUAUUUGUGCAGGUUUUUCUGAAGUAAUGGUCCUCACGUGGUAUUAAUCGCAGCCCUUUUCCUCUGUUCAGUAUUGUGCUUCUAUAAGAUGUUGUCACAGGAUUGGACAAACUUGUUUUUGUGAGUGUGUUACUAGUAUUAGUAGUACUAGUAUUAUUUUAAUUCCAAACACAAACUACACCGUUAACAAAUUCAGCGUAAGAAGCUGUAUGUUAAUGUCUAACUUGCUAAUUAUUUCUGAAAGAUCUUGUACUAAAAUGGGCUGAAACACCUAUAAAUGACUUAAGACACAAUCUAAUGUUUUAAUAACAAACCACGUCUUCAGUACUUUUUGUGUUGUCUAUCUUUCUUGACCGGCAGAAGGGCAAAGUACUAUUAGUCGCUGAAUUUUGUCCAACCCUGUGUACUGUAACUCUAGUGUCCACUGAAUCACUAGAAUCAAGCAAUUUAAACUUUUCUUCCUUUUCUUGAACUCUUAGACGUUUCAUUUGCUCAGUAGAACUGAUGCAUGAAAUGGUAAACAAUUAAACGGAUGCUUUUAGCAAUGGGAGUGGACCAAAUCUGAAAUAUUGAUUUGAUGCUUGUUCUCAGAGGUAAAGUGGACACUAUGGGGGAAAUAUUAAGAGUUAAGUGUUUUUUGUUUGUUUUUUUUCCUGUUGUAGAAAAAAAGAAUGCACAUUAGCGUUUCUAAUUUGUUUAAUUGAAGCUGAAUAACUAGUUAAAUGCACUAAAAGAAUUUUAAUUCAGUAAAAGCCAACAUAAAAUGUGUUUUUUAAAUGUCUGUAUCUCGCAGUUUAUUAUGUGGACUUGUCCAUGACUGAAGCAUUAAUUUUUCGACGUGAAACCUUUUAGAUGUGGUGUUCCAUAAGAUAAAGAGAUGACGUUUACAAAAUAAACAGAUUAAGUAAUCGCAUCUGCUUAUAUAAUUGAGAUUUAACUGUGAUAUUGAAUAGAAAAAAAACUAAACUCAAAAUAAUUGCUAGUUAACCUUGUUUGAUGCCACAAGAUAUCGUACAUGUUUUACAUUGAGAUAAACCAAUCAACCAAAACAAUGUCGAUCAGUAUCAUAAUAUAGGGAGUUUUAUGCAGUUAAUGUCCAUAACCUCUUCUUCUACAGAUCCAGCUCAUGCAUGCACUUUUUCUGUACUUCACUGCAAUGAAUUGCGGUUUUUCAUCUUCAAUAUUAAAUUUUUUAUCCUCUCAUCUUGUUGCAACCUGUAUCAAUUUGUUUUGAACUUUGAUUAAAAUGUACCUUUAAUACAGAUGCUGAUUUGUAUGAAUUUGUUUUGGUUGGUUGAUUUCUCAAUGGGACUAAAAGCCACCUAUUUUCAUAUGAAUCUAUUAAUGCAUACUUUGCCAAUUGGUCAACUCGUGAAUUACAGUUUUUGAUGUGGGUAUUGUGAAUACUAUACAUUUAUCAUUGUCAUGGAUGAAUAUUAGACGUCAGACAUGAUUAAUUGCUAAUGAUGAUUUUAAAGAAAUGGUUCAUCCAGAAAUGAGCAUUUGCUCAAUGUUCACUUUUAAGCCAUUCAUGAUGUGGUUGAGUUUUCUUCAUCAGAUCUGGAGGAAUGUAGCGUCACUCGCUCUGCAGUGAAUGGGUGCCGUCCGAAUGAGUUUGUUUUUAUCAGCUGUUUGGACCCUCGUUCUGACGGCACCCAUUCACUGCAGAGGAUCCAUUGCUGAGCGAGUGAUGGAAAGCUACGUUUCUCCAAACCUGAUUUAAAAACUAAACUCUACAUAUUGGACAAACUCUUUCAUUCCUGGUUAAACUAGUUCUUUUUGUCCUUCAGAGUGAAAAUGACGUAUUUGCAGAGUUGUGGUGUUGAGUACAGUGUUUCAUAGUUGUGCAUGCCAAUGUCUUUUUAUGAUUGUCGUCUCUUUACACUGUAUUUAUCCACUGAAUCCAGGGGCUUGGUUCAAAUACAGUGGUCGUUUUAAUGACUGCAGUUAAUGUUGUACUUUUUUACCAAAUUCUGUGCUUUUGUGAAACGACAACAUUUUAAAUAUUGCUUUAGUCUUUUACAGUAGUCGUUACUCUAUGCCCCUUAGUUUGAUGCUGUUGAGAAGUUGUUUGCAUGCCUGUGUAUGUCUGGGACGGUCUGAGCGUGUGUAGAUGUAGAGGGGAAAAGCAGCUGUGUGUGUUUCUGGGUUCUGUGCCCCAAAACAAACUGCCACCUUCGUUUUGACACCUUUCAGCUGAACGCAAGAGGAGGAGGAGAGACGUCAGGAGCAACAUGGAUUCAUCCGACAGCGUCCCGCAUCGCACCGUCACGGAGAACGCCGGACUCCGGACACACUCUGCAGUGCUGAAGUAGAGUUCUGUAAAAUAUUAUAUACUCACUCUUAAUUCCCAACAGCUCUUUUUAUUUUUGAGUUUUAUUUGGAAGUAGCUGUGUGCUAAAGUCAGUUCAGCGAAAGAAUUAUUUGCCUGCUUGUUCGAAACACAAAACAACUUUCCCACUGCUAUAAUGUUGUAAAUGGUCAGUUAGCUAGAUUUGUUUUUAUAGGAUUUUUUUUUUUUUCUUUUCUUUUUUUGGUUUCAUGUUUCUUCCCUUUUUUUCCCCUCGUCCAUAUAAUGUUUGUAAGUGUCUUUUUGCCUUGAUUAUUAAAUAGAAUCUGUGUUGUAAUAAAGUGUGUACUUGUUGCUUGUUCAUACUUGAUCUGCUAGUUUAGGUUACUGGGUUGAACAUUUAGCUAGACAUUGCUUUUUAUUUGUUCAGAAUUGCAUACAUUUAUUUUCAACUUGUCCUGCUUGGAUAUCAGAAUAAUUGGUUUGAGAUGCCUUUCAGGUUGUUUGACAUCUUUCUAUAAACAUUGUGCCUUGUCCAAUUUGGGUUAAUUUUAAGAGAUUGAGCACAAUCUGUUUUAAUUCCUGUUCAUUCCAAAUUAAUUGCCACUUCCUGCAGGGUUGAUUUGUCAUAGUUUAUUGGAUUUCAUGACUGUGAUUGGAGCUGUGCAAUUCAAAUCUGUGAAACCGUGCUCAAUUUGUAGUUUGUCAAAAUAAUGAAUCUUUUAUGGCUAGGAAAUUAUAGAGCAAAAUAUCCUGCGUUUCUAAUGUCUAGCAGACGUCCCUGCUUUGUUUUGUGUACAUACCAAGUCUUUGUGUGUUUGUAGGAUUUACUGCAAUGUCUCUCAAAAGGUCUCUUGUUUGAUUCUGAUAUAGUUAAAAUUUGAAGGAAUAGUUCACCCAAAAUGAGAAUAUAUCCGUCCUCAAGCCUUCCAAGAUGUAGAGGAGUGUUUUUUUCUUAAUCAUAUGGAGAAAUCUAGCAUCAUUUUGUCACCUGUGAAUCCUCAGCUGUUUAGAGGUUCUUUCUGACUGCACACAUUCACCGGUGAGCAAGUGAUUGAACGCUACAUUUCUCUAAAUCUGAUAAAGAAACAAACAUUUAAUACAUUUUGGAUGCUCUGAGGGGGGAGUAAAUUAAGCACAUUUGUGACCCUAUUCCUUUUAAGUUUUAAUAGGAAUUUGUUCUAAUUCAUUGUGCAGUUUCCAAUUUUUAUGUAGACUGCUUACGCAGCUGUUUUUCUAGUGAUGUAAUAAGCAGUGUUUCCACUUGCACGUCUGUAAGAUGAUCUCUGCUUACUGUAAAUAUUCAUGCACUUUAUUUUGAGACAUUUGAGAGAUGUACUUCUGGGUAUUGGACACAUGACCUGUGCAUCGGUCACUUUGCAUCUGUUUGAAUGAAAGAUUAAGGUUCACGUGAGCUCAGUUAUCUGCCUGAGCCUGUGGGCUUUCUAUUGCUGUGUUUGAUGGUGUAUCACUGUAGUUAGAGCAAGUUCAUUGGAGUAAUUCUAGUGGUUCUUCAAACCGCAUCCUCUGCUAGUGAAGAGGACAGACAUCGAUAUUGUGGGUUCCUGUUCCCUCAUAAACAUCCGGACUGAGAGGUAAGUCCGUUUUUGCCUUUCAAAUCUUACAGAAAUCGGUACACUUGUGUAUUUUGUAGUUUUUUGUGUUUUUGUAGCCCAGAGCAUUGCAGCUUGUUUACAGCUCAAGUUUAUUCAGGUUUUGCUGCUUGACGUUCUCCUGAAGCGGUUCCUUUAUUGUACAUUGAUGCAGUACACACCUUUAAGUAUUCAUGAUUGAUGUGGGCUACCUGAUGUAAUAUAUUCAGAUUUACUAUUAAAUAUUUUUGCCAAAUCAAUAAAUUUUUUUCCACACUA
Messenger RNA from Puntigrus tetrazona (Sumatra barb), 7826 nucleotides. RefSeq names its product cleavage and polyadenylation specific factor 6 (gene cpsf6). Gene Ontology annotation, biological process: mRNA alternative polyadenylation. Gene Ontology annotation, molecular function: mRNA binding. The record is from RefSeq and is a predicted model, not a curated record. Lineage: Eukaryota; Metazoa; Chordata; Actinopteri; Cypriniformes; Cyprinidae. Gene Ontology annotation, cellular component: mRNA cleavage and polyadenylation specificity factor complex.